Molecule: messenger RNA, 678 nt
Organism: Acyrthosiphon pisum (pea aphid)
Lineage: Eukaryota; Metazoa; Arthropoda; Insecta; Hemiptera; Aphididae
Product: outer membrane protein H.8-like
Exons: 2
Coding region: 217-591 (124 amino acids)
Source: RefSeq, a predicted model, not a curated record
UAUUUAUCCCGUAUCAAAUAUACAUGGAUACAAAAAUACACUUUUAGACAUCCGUCAGUCUACUCCGAAGCUUAGCCGAGUGAAGGUCGCACGUCAAAAAAGUUGUCCAAAUAAAAAUAUUUAAUUUUUUUACAGUGUUAUAAAUAAACCGUUAAAACUAUUUUAAAUCGUUUACAACUAGUGUUAUUUUUUUAUUCUUGACGUCUAAAAUAAAACAUGAAUCCCUCCGCCGUAACAUUGAUUGUCGUCACUUUGGUCUUGUACGGAAUUUUCAUUCAAAGUAUUGAGGCAAAAACAGCUUUCCAGGCCGAAACACCUGACGCCGCCAAAGCAGCCGCCACACCCGCCGCAGCCGCUGGAGGCGCCGGAUCCGCAGCACCGGACGGCGCCGCAGCACCUGACCCCGCCGCCGGGGCCGCCGGAGCCGCCGAAGCCCCGAAGGCCGAAGCCCCAGCCACCACCGUUACAGGCAACGGCACAGGAAACGCCACCGGUCCUGCCAACGGCUAUCCAUCUCUCACCGGGUCUGCGGUGCAGUGCGCCGUAAUAUCCUUCCUGGUGGUGGCAAGAAUGUUCUACCAGACGGUGUGAUUGGACGUCAAUGACGAGAUAACGAAAAAUUUAUACCUACUUAUAACGCCAUAUUACGGCCAAUAAAGAAAAAUAAUUAAAAAUGUA